AUGGCGCGGCAAGUACUGCUGUUUAUUUGGUUUCUCUCUCUCAGUUCAGCUCUCGGGCAGGUCAGUUACUCCAUUCCUGAGGAAAUGGCGAAAGGCUCUUUAGUCGGUAACAUAGCGCAGGAUUUGGGUUUAGAUUUAAAGAGACUGAAAUCGGGUAAAGCCCGUAUUUAUACAGGAGACAGCGCUGAAUACAUCGAGCUGAAUAAAGAAAGAGGAGUCCUCCUUAUCAAAGAGAGAAUAGACCGAGAGGCGCUAUGCGGACAGACAACGCCUUGCGCACUACAUCUACAGAUUAUACUCGACAAUCCCAUGGAACUGUUUAGAGUAACUGUUGAAAUUACAGACAUAAAUGAUAAUUCACCUAAUUUUAAGCGGGAUGAAAGACGAUUUGAGAUAAGCGAAUCAGCUGUUAUAGGGUCCAAAUUUAUGCUGGAGAAAGCGAUAGACGCAGAUAUUGGCGCAAAUGAUUUACAGAGUUAUUCUCUGCAACCUACCGAUCAUUUUAAUUUAAAACUUCAUGGUCAAAGCGAUGGGAGUAAAAAGGUUGAAAUGAUUCUACAAAAGCCUUUAGACCGAGAACAACGGGAGGACAUUUCUCUGGUAUUAACAGCAAUGGACGGUGGAGAUCCUCCUAAAUCAGGGACUGUUCAAAUACAUAUUACGGUGCUUGAUGCCAACGAUAAUGCUCCAGUUUUUACUAAGCCUAUUUAUAGAACAAUUAUUACCGAGAACUCACAGAGAGGCACGCCAGUUACCACUGUAAGCGCUUUUGAUUCAGAUAAAGGGACGAAUGGAGAGGUGAGUUAUUUAAUUGCAAACAGUGACGGGUUAUCUGAUAUUUUCCAAAUAGAUGAAAAUGGAUUGGUGAUAUUAGUUGGAAAAAUCGACUAUGAAACAUCUAAGCAUUACCAAAUUGAUAUAGAAGCAGUUGACAACGGAGGACUGUCUGACUCUAGCAAAAUAAUAGUUGACGUAAUUGAUGUAAAUGACAACGCACCCGUCAUCACAGUGAUGUCAACAUCUUUAACAAUACCAGAGGAUUCGUCACAGAGUACUGUGAUUGCCAUAAUCAGUGUUAAUGAUCCGGAUUCAGAAAGUAAUGGACAGGUUCAGUGCAGUGUAAAAGAAAAUAUUCCUUUUACAAUCAAAUCAACUUCUAAUGGAUUUUAUAGUAUUGUGACAGAUGGUGAUUUAGACCGUGAGAGAGAGUCUGAGUAUAACAUCAGUGUGACGUGUGCUGAUGAGGGCGUGCCCUCUCUCUCCAGCAGCGUCACUCUCUCCUUACAGAUAUCAGAUGUGAAUGAUAACGCGCCUGUCUUUGACAAGAGCUCAUAUGAGGCCUCUGUUCAAGAAAACAACACACCGGGUCUUUCCAUAUUCACAGUCAGAGCCAGAGACGCAGAUUUUAACCAGAAUGCCCGUGUGUCUUACAUACUGGAGGACUCGUCGGUUAACGGAGUGCCCGUCUCCUCGUUGGUGUCCGUUAGUGCUGAUAGUGGAGUCAUACAUGCAGUGCGAUCUUUCGAUUACGAGCAAAUCAAAGAUUUUCAGUUCCGCGUAAAAGCGCAAGACGGAGGUUCCCCUCCUCUCAGCAGCAACGUGAGUGUGAAAAUAAAUAUUCAGGACCAGAAUGACAACGCGCCUCAGGUUCUGUAUCCGGUCCAGUCUGGUGCUUCUGUGGUGGCUGAAAUAGUGCCUCGUUCGGCAGAUGUGGGUUAUCUGGUCACUAAAGUGGUGGCUGUUGAUGUGGACUCUGGACAGAAUGCCUGGCUCUCAUAUAAACUGCAGAAAGCCACAGACAGGGCGCUGUUUGAAAUAAAGAUGCUGUGA
Molecule: messenger RNA, 1830 nt
Organism: Myxocyprinus asiaticus (Chinese sucker)
Lineage: Eukaryota; Metazoa; Chordata; Actinopteri; Cypriniformes; Catostomidae
Product: protocadherin beta-16-like
Exons: 2
Coding region: 1-1830 (609 amino acids)
Biological process (GO): homophilic cell-cell adhesion
Cellular component (GO): plasma membrane
Molecular function (GO): calcium ion binding
Source: RefSeq, a predicted model, not a curated record